Molecule: messenger RNA, 5350 nt
Organism: Oncorhynchus tshawytscha (Chinook salmon)
Lineage: Eukaryota; Metazoa; Chordata; Actinopteri; Salmoniformes; Salmonidae
Gene: ugcg
Product: UDP-glucose ceramide glucosyltransferase
Exons: 9
Coding region: 73-1257 (394 amino acids)
Biological process (GO): glucosylceramide biosynthetic process
Cellular component (GO): membrane
Molecular function (GO): ceramide glucosyltransferase activity
Source: RefSeq, a predicted model, not a curated record
ACCCCGCCCGGACUCGCCAGUCCGCCUCGAUAUUUACACCGCCGGUGUUGUUAACGUAGCAGCUUAGCCACAAUGAUGGCUCUUCUGGAUCUUGCCAUGCAAGGUUUCUCUAUAUUUGGAUUCAUUCUAUUUCUGGUACUCUGGUUUAUGCAUUUCAUGUCCAUCGUCUAUGUCCGACUCUAUCUCAAUAAGAAGAGCGUUGACAAGCAGCCCUACAGUAAGCUGUCAGGGGUCUCUCUACUGAAGCCUCUGAAAGGAGUAGACCCCAACCUCAUCAAUAACCUGGAGACCUUCUUUGAACUCGACUACCCCAAGUUUGAGAUCCUACUCUGUGUACAGGACCAUGACGACCCAGCCAUUGAUGUUUGUAAAAAGCUUCUAGGAAAAUAUCCCAACGUUGAUGCUCGGUUAUUUAUAGGAGGAAAGAAGGUCGGCAUCAACCCCAAGAUUAAUAACCUGAUGCCGGGUUAUGAAGGGGCCAAGUAUGACCUCGUGUGGAUCUGCGACAGCGGAAUACGAGUGAAACCGGACACUCUGACCGAUAUGGCCAAUCAGAUGACUGAGAAGGUGGGGUUGGUUCAUGGCCUUCCCUACGUGGCCGACAGACAGGGCUUUGCUGCUACACUGGAGCAGGUGUACUUUGGCACGUCCCACCCACGCUCCUACAUCUCAGCCAACGUGAUGGGUAUUAAGUGUGUGACAGGGAUGUCAUGUUUGAUGAGGAAAGAUAUCUUGGACCAGGCUGGAGGGCUCAUAACCUUCGCUCAGUACAUCGCUGAGGACUACUUUAUGGCGAAGGCCAUCGCUGACAGGGGAUGGAAAUUCUCCAUGGCAACGCAGGUAGCCAUGCAGAACUCCGGGUCCUAUUCAGUUGCUCAGUUCCAGUCCCGUAUGAUCAGAUGGGCCAAGCUUCGUAUCAACAUGCUCCCCGCCACCGUCUGUGAGCCCAUCUCAGAGUGUUUCGUAGCCAGCCUGAUCAUUGGCUGGGCAGCACAUCACGUGUUCCACUGGGAUAUUAUGGUCUUCUUCAUGUGCCACUGUCUGGCGUGGUUCAUCUCUGAUUACAUCCAGCUCCGAGGAGUUCAGGGCGGUGCGCCGGCCUUCUCCAAACUGGACUACGCUGUAGCCUGGUUCAUCAGAGAGUCCAUGACCAUCCAGAUCUUCCUGUCGGCCCUGUGGGACCCCACCAUCAGCUGGCGAACAGGGCGCUACAGGUUACGAUGUGGGGGUACGGCCGAGGAGAUCCUGGAUGUAUAGCUACCAGCUUAAGUCCACCUACAGGGACACAUAACCCGAGUCCUAUCACCCCCAGGGGCCAGAGACAAUACCAGACACAGACUGAUCAGCAUCCCUAUAUAGUCAACUACUUUUGACCAGGGCCCACACUUGCCCAUAUGUUUCUGCUCUGGUUUAAGGUAGUGCACUAUAUAGGGAAUAGGGUUCCAUAGGGCUCUGGUUUAAGGUAGUGCACUAUAUAGGGAAUAGGGGGCCGUUUGGUAUACGGCCAGAGAGAGAUGGCAACAUUGAGUGGAAGAAAAUAAACUACCCGCUGUGGGCGUGGCUGAUAGAAGGAAACUAUCUGCUGUGGGUGUGACUGAUAGAAGGAAACUACCUGCUGUGGGUGUGACUGAUAGAAGGAAACUACCUGCUGUGGGUGUGACUGAUAGAAGGAAACUACCUGCUGUGGGUGUGACUGAUAGAAGGAAACUACCCGCUGUGGGUGUGACUGAUAGAAGGAAACUACCUGCUGUGGGAGUGAUGGCUAGAAGGAAACACCCCUUAUGGGCGUGGCGGCUAGAAGGAAAUGGGCGUGGCGGCUAGAAGGAAACACCCCUUAUGGGUGUGGCGGCUAGAAGGAAACACCCCUUAUGGGUGUGGCGGCUAGAAGGAAACACCCCUUAUGGGCGUGGCGGCUAGAAAACGUCAUAUGGAAUUCAUAGUGUUUAAUGGUUUUUAACCUGUGUGUUGAAAUAUAUCAUUUAUUACUAAUGCUUUUUCUGUCUACCAUCUAAACUGUUGAAAACCGAGAUCCUCCUGUCGUGAAGUGAGCCCUACGUCCCAAAUUACACCCUAUUCCUCAUGUAGUCUUGAUUCUAUACUCAAUUAAUAUUGUUUUAAUGUGAAAACUUAAGGUCCAAACCUAGGAAUUCUCUUUGUUCCAUUUUUUUGGUUUAUUGGUCAGGUUUUCAAGCACCAUGGUCUUUCUGCUGUGAGAUUGCUGGCUAUUUUCAACAGACUGGCUGUGUCGCAAAUGGCACCCUAUUCCCUGUGUAGUGUACACCCUAUUCCCUGUGUAGUGUACACCCUAUUCCCUGUGUAGUGUACACCCUAUUCCCUGUGUAGUGUACACCCUAUUCCCUGAGUAGUGUGUGGCGUUUGACUAAAGCCCACAGGGGUGUCAUUUGUGAAGCAACCAUGGUCUUAACCAGGGGUAUUCAACUCUGACCCUACGAGGUCCAGAGUCUGCUGGUUUUCUGUUGUAUCUGAUAAUUAAUUGCACCCACCUGGUGUCCCAGGUCUAAAUCAGUCCCUGAUUAGAGGAGAAUCACCCACCUGGUGUCCCAGGUCUAAACCAGGCCCUGAUUAGAGGGGAAACGAUGAAGAAAUGCGUUGGAACUGGCUUGGAGUUUCAGAGUUGAGUUUCGGCUGCUGGAUAGGCUGAUCUGAUCCAGUAAAAUCACUGUCUCCAGCUCCUGGAGCUUUAUUGGGUGUGCAGGCUUUUGUUUCAGCCCAGCACUAACACACUUUUUAGCCCAUGACUGGGCUGAAACAAAAGCCUGCACCCCCCCUCUGACCCUACAGUAUGAAGCUCCGUGUCUGCUGUCUCUCUGAACUAUGAGAAUCUUCUUAACGCUCCUCUGACUCGACACGCCUGCUCUGUCAGCGUUCUCUAUUGAAACAGAGGGCCCGAACUAUCUCGCUUACUGGAGAAGGCAAAACGGCGAGAAUGCACUUAGUCAAAGGUUUUGGAAAUGUUACUUUUUGUUUUUGUUGGUGGGAAUAUGAUUAUCCAAAUUGUCCAUGUGUUUCAGUUUUCUGCCCCGAUUCAUUUCAUUAGUGUCACAUUGUGUAGUGUGGAAGUUCAAUAGCGGUAUGUCUGACCCAAAUAGCACCCUAUCCCCUAAAUACUAGACUACUUGUGACAAUUGCCUGCCAGGUGUCGACUCUGGGGUUGGGUAGAUGGGGGGGGGUCAACCAGGUUUAGACUCUGGGGCUGGGUAGAUGGGGGUCAACCAGGUUUAGACUCUGGGGCUGGGUAGAUGGGGGUCAACCAGCUGUUAUGGGAGAUGGAUACUUUAAAAUUCGUCACAGGACAUGUUGCUUCUGGAAUCUCCAAUGGUCUCUUUCCACUGUAACCACAGCCCUGGUGUCUGGCCUGAGACUUUCCCUGGUGUCUGGCCUGAGACUUUCCCUGGUGUCUGGCCUGAGACUUUCCCUGGUGUCUGGCCUGAGACUUUCCCUGGUGUCUGGCCUGAGACUUUCCCUGGUGUCUGGCCUGAGACUUUCCCUGGUGUCUGGCCUGAGACUUUCCCUGGUGUCUGGCCUGAGACUUUCCCUGGUGUCUGGCCUGAGACUUUCCCUGGUGUCUGGCCUGAGACUUUCCUGGUGUCUGGCCUGAGACUUUCCCUGGUGUCUGGCCUGAGACUUUCCCUGGUGUCUGGCCUGAGACUUUCCCUGGUGUCUGGCCUGAGACUUUCCCUGGUGUCUGGCCUGAGACUUUCCCUGGUGUCUGGCCUGAGACUUUCCCUGGUGUCUGGCCUGAGACUUUCCCUGGUGUCUGGCCUGAGACUUUCCCUGGUGUCUGGCCUGAGACUUUCCCUGGACUUAAACCCUGGUGUUGCACCAAGUGCAAUUGGACCUCCAUCUCCUAGCCUGGUCCCAGAUCUGCCCAUCUCCUAGCCUGGUCCCAGAUCUGCCCAUCUCCUAGCCUGGUCCCAGAUCUGUUUGUGUACUGUCUUGACCGUAGGCUACCGGUUUCCUACUCUGCUGAUGAGACGAAGGAUAUGACGAUGAUGUGGUUCUGUUUACUUCUAUCUGUCUUGUCAAAUCUUUUGAUACAAACUUAUAAAUAUUAAUAUGGCUCAUAUUGGAUUUGUCACAAAUGGCACCCUAUUCCUUAUAUAGUGCACUACUUUUGACCAGGGCCUUAUGGGGGGGGGGGUGCACUAUGUAGGGAAUAGGGUGCCAUUUGGGGGACACACACUCUGGCUUUGUUUUUAAUGACAGGAAGAGGAAUGAAAAGUAACAGCAAUAAAGGAAUACAGCUCUCUGAAUGAGAUGUCGCUGUAUUCCACUAUAACAGGAUAUGAGGAAUAUAUUACAUCCUGUUUUGAAACAUUUCAGAUUUGUUAUUGGAAGACAAGACCGUAUAAAAAAAAAAUAUAUAUAUAUAUAUAAUAAUAAUAACAUUUCAUCUUUCAGAUUCAAUAUUGUGUUGUUCCAGGAGUUUGAAACAAUUAUUCAAUAUAAUAAAAUGCAUGUAAAAAUUUGAAGUUAACUAUUUGCUUUAAGGUUUGCAGUUAGCUGACUAGUAGAUGAGUCAAAUUCUUUGGAAUUCUAGUCAAUUCAGAAAGUAAAGUCAAUUGCUAUUCCGAGUUGUCCUCCAUUUUUAAAAAGCGUUUUGAAUGGAGAUUUCAGUGGACUUCUUGAAUUGACUGAAAUUGACCCCCAAACCCCUCCUGAUACUAGCACAGUAUGUGGAGGCUUGAACUUGAUUAGGGAGAGAAACAAACUGCUUUAGACUGCUUCAUGAUGUACCCAACUAUCUGUGAAUGAGAGACUGCUUGCCUUGCAGUUCUAGUGGACCAAAGUAUCAAGUGUCUCUGGAGGGUAUGUCCAAAAUCGUACCCUUUUCCCUAAUAUAGUACACCAUUUUUUUUUUUUUUUUUGACCAGAGUCAUGUCCCCGGUGGGGAUUGUACUUCACAAACAGGAGAUGGAGUCAUGCUGGCUUGGACAAAGCUACUCUGGUCAAAAGUAGUGCACUAUGUAGGGAACAAAUGGCUCACUGUAGCAGAACAGGGUCUGUUUGGAAUCCAUUCUGUCUAUUUCAAUUGUACAGAUGUUAUAUUAUUUUUUAAACAUGUUACGAUAUGUAUAUUUAUGAAGUUUGAUAGAUACCAUUUUUUUUUUUUGCUUUAUGAUGCCUAAUUUAUUUAAAGUUUUUGAUGAUUAUUAUUGUAGGUAUUUAAUCUAUAAGUAGCGGGAAAACAAAAAGGCUGGACAAACUUCUGUUAAAAAAUAAAAACAAGUUUUAUUUUUUAUUUCAUAUGAAUUGUACUAUGAAGCAGAAUAAUCUACAGCUGGAAACUGUGCCAUAGCAGGAGAAAUUAAAGCUUUAUCAAACCAUA